Molecule: messenger RNA, 877 nt
Organism: Pollicipes pollicipes
Lineage: Eukaryota; Metazoa; Arthropoda; Thecostraca; Pollicipedomorpha; Pollicipedidae
Product: isatin hydrolase
Exons: 6
Coding region: 1-816 (271 amino acids)
Molecular function (GO): arylformamidase activity
Source: RefSeq, a predicted model, not a curated record
AUGUCGCUGGUGAUAUUGAUGAGCUCCGCCUGUCAAGCCGGGCUUCUGCUCGGCUUCUUUCUCCUGCUGGUCCUGCUCUGUCCGGCCUCGGCCGGCCCGUGGAUCGACCUCAGCCACACAUACGACAAGGCCACACAGUACUGGCCGGGCUUACUCAAGUUCAACCUGAGUGAAGUGUUCAAGGGCCAGUUGGACGGCUACUGGCUGGAGAUGCACAACUUCGAGACCGCGGAGCAUGGCGGCACCCACAUGGACGCGCCCGCGCAUUUCUUCAGGGGCGCCUGGACUCUGGAGCAGAUCCCUAUCGAUCGGUUUGUGGCGCACGCGGCUCUGGUCAACAUCUCCGCCCGGAGUGAUGCUGACCCUGACACGACCUUGACCCCGGCCGACCUGAUCGCCUGGAAGGAGGCGCACGGCAACUGGCGCUACCCCAUCGUCCUGCUGGUGUACACCGGCUACGCUAACCACUGGGGCAACAGCACGCGCUACUGGGGCGUGACGCCCGAGAAGUUCAAGACGCAGAAAGCAGUGAAUGGACAUGACCUUCACUUCCCUGGUAUCGGCGCGGCGGCGGCUGAGAUGAUCGCCGCCGACGACGCCAUCGUCGGUGUCGGCAUCGACACGGCCUUACUGGAUCCGGGCACUACCAAGAUGUUCCCCGCCCACACGGCGCUGUUCCGGCGCAACAUCUUCGGCCUGGAGAACUUGGCAGACAUGAGCCGGGUGCCGGCCACCGGCGCCACGAUCAUGGCCUUGCCGAUGAAGAUUGGCGGCGGCAGUGGCGGGCCCUGCCGCGUGCUCGUGCGCCUGCCGUAGCCGGUGAUGAGCAGCGACCUAGCAGUCCGAUCACGCCGCAGACUGGGGGAGCCGAUGCGCG